Molecule: messenger RNA, 591 nt
Organism: Morchella sextelata
Lineage: Eukaryota; Fungi; Ascomycota; Pezizomycetes; Pezizales; Morchellaceae
Exons: 4
Coding region: 1-591 (196 amino acids)
Biological process (GO): protein autophosphorylation; autophagosome organization; autophagy
Cellular component (GO): autophagosome; cytoplasm
Molecular function (GO): protein serine/threonine kinase activity; ATP binding
Source: RefSeq, a predicted model, not a curated record
AUGGCAGCCUCGUUCUCGGACUUCAAUAACUUCAAGCUGCCGGCCGAGUUCCACACGGACGGCCUUGUGGUACACGGCGAGGCUGCGAGAUGGAAGCAAGUGAGAAGGAUUGGUAGCGGAGCAUAUGGAAGCGUGUAUCUGCAAAAGAAAGAAUGUGAGCAAAAGCUUGAUGAGGAGGAUGCGUUUAUGUCGAUUGCCGGUCACGUGAGGGCUGUCAAACGAGUACCUUUGAACUUCUUGCCCAAGGAGGGCCCCUCUCAAGAAUUGCUUGCUCUCUUGAGGUUGACAAAUUAUAGUACACACUUCGUCAAGUUUUUGGGUUGGUACGACAAUUCGGAGUACAUCUUCUACGCUAUGGAGUACAUCAAGGACGGAGACUUGCAUUCUUACAUGACCCAAAACCGAGCCGGAGCGAUGGAAGAUGCAAAAGAGAUUACCAGGCAAAUAUUAGAAGGACUUGUGGUCCUCCAAAAAGAAGGAAUUUGUCAUCGAGAUUUAAAACCUCAGAAUAUUCUGAUUGCUUCUCUCGAGCCUAUUUGGUCAGGGCACGGAUGGAUACCGCGCUCCGGAAUUACUCCAUUUUCUCCCUAG